AUUACCCAACACGCGAGAACAAUGCGUAGAGAAGGCACCAUUGAUUAUACGGAAGAAUACAACCGGUUCAUGGCCCGGUUGGAGGCAUUCCACCAAAAGCAUGGUACAACUCUGAAUCGCGAGCCAGUGCUGGGUUCGCAACGCCUGGACUUACUCAAGGUUUACAAACUCGUCACGGCGCAUGGAGGCUGCGAAAAGGUCACAGCUGAGCGUGGAUGGAAACGAAUAACGCUUCCAUUCAACUUUCCACCAACAUGCACGAACAGUGCUUAUGUGAUGAAGAGUGUGUAUGUCAAGAAUUUAGAACUGUUUGAACAGGAGGAUUUCUUUGGAAAAGAAGUGCCUGUUAAUAAGGACCUUAUUGAGUCUAACAUUUCGCGUUCACGUGAAGCAUCACAGGCGCCAUCUACUAAACGUGGUCCUUACAUGACUUCUCAGAUGAAACAGCAACUUCAACAACAGCAAAUCCAGCAGCACCAUCAGUCGCAACAACAACAUCCGAUCCCACAUCAAGUUCAGCAACAGCCUCCAGUACCACAACAACCUAUUCCCCAACCAACACAAUCUGUACCCCAGGCAGCACCUGCGGCAGCAGCAGCAGCAACGACAGUUGUGCAGCCAGCACUCCGGCCAUCCAACUUUUUAGAAGGGUAUUAUAUUGAUGGAGGACACCAGAACAGGAUUCUUCUUGCUCUCAAGUCAGAGUUACCUAAUGAGAUUGAUUGGGCAUUCAGCAGACUUAUCUCAUUAUCAUUCGAAUGGAACGAAUUUUCGCUCAAUAUGAUUCCAGGGCUCUUGAAUGAACUGCUGUCUUUUGCCCAGCCCUUCUUUGACUGGUGGACAUCGCUGGAUUCAAAGGAAAACGAGGUUGCCAUGGACGAGGACCUAUUAAGCAUCAGUGGCACACACAAUAUGGAGCGUAUCCUUCAAGUCUUUCAUAUCUUGCGAAACCUUUCCUUCCUCGAUCAAAAUGUUAUUAUCUUGACGGAACAUGUAGCUUUUCGCAAAAUGCUUCAACAGGGUCUAUCAAUGCCCUCGUCUACACAACUUAAUGAGCUUAGGAUUUACUGUCUCGACACACUGGAGUGCUUAAGCAUUCAUAUUACAUUGCGUUCUAAAUUCGACCCUUACUUGCGAGAACUUCACAGGUUGCUUCAGACGAACGAUAAGGCGAUGAUUCUUGGAAGUCUUCGUGCAUUAACACGGCUGGCUGCAAAUGAGCACAAUGAAAAGAUAUUAAGUGACAUUGACCCAGAGAUUAUUGACAGGAUAUCACAGCUCCUAUUGAUUCAGGAUGAGGAAUUAAUUGGAGCCACCUUGGACUAUCUUUACCAAUUCUCAAGUUUCCAUGGGGACGCUGCUGUUCAGAUCGCUAAGAAUUACCCAGGAAAUAUUAUCUCUGUGCUCGUGCAAUUCUUGUCAUGGGGUAGUCUCAAGUCGUUACCUCCCCCUAUUACGGUAGACCCAGCACAACAAAUCCUCCAUGAACCAUACCGCGCCUUACACUGGCUCCAAUCUAACUUCGAAAGCAAUCCACAGGCGUACAUCUAUGAAGGUGAACUCUUUAAACUCUAUCAAACAAAAUUUAUCAAUCAUGGACCCAUGUUACGUUCAGCCGAUCUCGUAACAGUAUCUCGAGUUGGAUUCCCAAAGAUGGAGACGAGCUUUGUCCAAGAAACAGAGGGUGCACCGCCCAUUCAAGUCAUCAAAGGCAUUGCCAAAAAGCAUUGGGUCGACUUUUCUGGCGCCGAUGACAGGAUUAUUUGUAGAUGGAUUGGAUGUCAAACUGUGGUCGCAACAGAGGCAGAACUAUUUAAGCAUGCAGUUCAAGAGCAUAUAUCUCCUGGAAUGGGGCUUUAUACUUGCCAAUGGCUCAGUUGCCGGCGUUUUACAACCCCAACACAUGGCCGCCAGCAGGUGAUCAAACACCUAAAAACGCAUUUCCCGCUCACACCUUCUGUCAAACCAUUUUCGAAUCGACCUCGUUGGUUCGAUAUGCGACCCAAUGUUCUAGAGGUCCCUGGUCGUGAACUGGCAGGUAUCCCGUUGACAGCAGUUUUUGUUCUUAGAAAUCUAUCAAGGCAGAAGCGGAAUCAAAAGCUCUUUCUUCCAUAUGAAGAGAGUUUAACUAGAAUCAUGGGCGAGUUCCCCAGAAUGGCGGCAUACAUUGUAGACAUUCUGACUUAUUUGCGGGUCGGAUAACAUUCGACAAAUCCAUAUCAAUCCGCGCUUACCAGGACUGGAUUCCAAAAAGCGUCUAUACAGCAUCAAACAAUCAUCAUAAUAAACUUGCUC
Lobosporangium transversale is the source of this 2295-nucleotide messenger RNA. RefSeq lists its product as hypothetical. Gene Ontology annotation, molecular function: DNA binding. The record is from RefSeq and is a predicted model, not a curated record. Lineage: Eukaryota; Fungi; Mortierellomycota; Mortierellomycetes; Mortierellales; Mortierellaceae. The transcript is spliced from 6 exons. Bases 22 to 2202 code for a protein of 726 amino acids.